Messenger RNA from Sycon ciliatum, 2906 nucleotides. RefSeq lists its product as uncharacterized. The record is from RefSeq and is a predicted model, not a curated record. Bases 443 to 1801 code for a protein of 452 amino acids. The transcript has 5 exons. Lineage: Eukaryota; Metazoa; Porifera; Calcarea; Leucosolenida; Sycettidae.
UCAGCCUUGGUGACGACCCGAGCGCCGGCUGGCUGGGGCGAAACAGGCUAAGGAGUAGAUCGACUGUGUACAGACCACUCUCAAAAGGUGCGACAUCCUCCUCCAGCCGGUCAGCCUGAGGAAAAAUCAGUGGUGCAAGGACAUGAAAACACGUCGCUGGCCUUUUUGCUCCACAAAGGGUACUGUGUUUGGGCCCUGUUUGGGUUUGGUUUCGAUGUGGCCUGAACUGACCGUGCAUGGCGGAUGAUGAGCGAGGAGAGACAGUAAAGGAAGAGACCUAUGUAACCUGUUCUGUAACGCAUGGCGUGACUGCGCUCCUGGAAUGCCACCAGAUCUCUCUUGUGCAGACUGGGUACUGGUGAUCGUACACGGCGAAUAGAGUUUCCCCAUCCUGAUUAUAGUCAACGGGCGUCUGGUGGUUGUUGCGUGCAGAAGCCGGACAAUGCCAUUUCAGCGAAUGCGCGAAACAGCGUCGCUGCUGUUCCUGAUUGUUGUUGCGGACCUGAGACAAAGUUCUGGCCGACCGAACCCUCCAAUUACCGAUGACGUGCGCGGGCAAGGCACUGCGAUUGGCGCAGUACAUGUGCAGAUCAGUGGUGGCUUUGAAGGGGCACGGCAGCCUCAUGCAGGCAUUAAUCCACCCAGCUGGAGUGGAGCAGAACAAGAGAAGAAGGAUUCCACGCCGCUCAACAGUUCUGAGAUUGCGGAAUGCCAAGCGCUAGUUCCGGCAUUUCAAUGGCCUGAUGACGUCAUCUGUCGACAGCAUACUGCGACCGUUUUCUAUUGCCAAUGCCGCCUUGUUUUCGAAGCCAGAGUAAAAGCUUCUGAUCCGUAUCCAACCCUGAGAGCUGGCCCGAGCUACGACCAGCUGCAACCCUACGAAAGAAACAUCGUGGCAAUAUAUUGCAUGCGACGCGGCCAAGGCAUGCCAGAUUCACCGGACAGCAGCUCCGUAUUCUGGAACGGCGCUGUAGCGUGCCCCAAACCCGUCAAGAAAAGAGCUGAUUCUACAGAUCCACUGGUGCGCUGUGGGAACUUUCCCCAUAUAUCUCAUGCAUACGUCAGCUCUACGAGUGUGUCGAAGGGACUAGCGUACGCAACGUACUCAUGUCAGCAAGGAUACAAGAUGCAAGGUCUUCCCGUUAUGCGAUGUCGACGCCAGCAAAGAUGGCGUCUGCUGGACAAAAGGAAUGGGCCGAGAUGCCAGCAAGCAGCCUGUACCAGCUUUCAGGAAGACCGCCUGCACGAAAUGAAGAGCCUGCAGCCCUACCUCGUCAUACUCAACUCCACCGCGGUGGCCUUGGUGAACGAGUCGCUGCAUUUCGCCUGCUCAGGCAGACACGAAAUCCAGGGAAGUGAUCGCCUGACGUGCGUGGAUAGACCUGAUGAAGGGCCAGUAUGGGAUGCAGAUAUUCCCAGAUGUGAAGCACCGCCAAGCUGCUCAACGAAUCAAUUUGAAGAUGCAGGCUUGUUAGUCACUGGGUAUCGGCCAAGUAGGCACGGCUCAGACAUUCCCUUCCAAGUGGCAGGCACCAUCAAAGCUGGUCAGCACAUCACCAUACAGUGCCCGGAGCCCCAACGAUGGAAGCGCACGCAAAGCAGCUGGCGCAGCAACCGCGAGACACUGACCGUGGAACGGAGCGGCUGGGUUCGAGUACAUUGCUACGGUAAUGAGAGGUGGAGCAUCGCUCCACGAGCCGCCAUUGAUAUGCUGAGUUGCCAAGGUGGGCAUGACACGCCUGAAGAUGAUGAAGAAGGAGGAGAAGAAAAUGACGAAGAAGAAGCUGAAGAGCGAGGCUAAACACAACACCACUCUAUUGACAAACUAAUUGAGAUUGAGAUUUGAGAUGAAUUUAGUCAACUGGUAAUGGGCCUACUACAGGACAAUGUGCCCGGAGUGACAUGCUCCCCAAGGAAAAGCUACCAUGGGCGCAAGUUCCGCGCCAGCCCUGAAACAGGCAACCCCAAUGCAGCUGUAAGGUCGAUUAGCUAUACCUUGUGACUAGAAUGUACUUGACUGGAUGCCUUUCUCCACGUGACAUUUGGUUCGUCAGUGGCCAGGACCAUACUUCGUGAUAUCGUAGUGACAUAUUUCACACUUGUAGGCUACUAUUCUUUACGAACAGUGAACAUGGAGUACAGAGUGACGCACACGCACAUAAUAAAUUUUAAUUAUAGGGGGAGAAUAACAGUGCACUAUUACUAUGCGGUGUGGCAUUCUGGUGGAUCGCAGACCUUGCUCAUACAUACACACAUACAUACACACAUACAUGUACAUACAUACAUACAUACAUACAUACAUACAUACAUACGUACAUACGUACAAAGAAUAAGAGGACGAAAAAGUGUUUUAAAACCUUUUAAAACCUCUCUGUUUUACAAACAUACAUACACACUCAUCUGUUGCAAGUCACCCUGACACAUAGCAUGUGUUGAGCAUACGUAUUAUGACUUUGCUGCGAUUUUGUUAGCCAAGCGUGUUACAAUACAUUUGCCUCAAACUCUGUACAGCGCGAAUGCGCUUCAAUCCUAUCACCCCCCAGCAGACCCAUCACGGAAUACUGUUGAUCAGAAUCUUAUCUCGCAUAUAUUCCAAGCAUGUACAAGCACCUUUCUGAUCAAUCCCGAACUCCUUGAUUAAGUUUAUAAUGAGCUUGUAGCAUCAUUAAUUAAUAACGUUAGAUAAAAGCAACAGGAAAGUCGAAUCGGCAACACUUCAUGCGUUGCUUUCCAUUUUUAUUUACCUCAACUAAUUUUGAUUUGGGACUUCUCACAAUUCGGUGCUAUUUUCGGUUUCCAAUUUUUUCUCCGUUCACCUACAUUCUCAACUGAUUUUUAAAUUCAAUUCUAGAACAAUUUCCGGAAAGCAGAGCGAUGGCUCUCUUUCGGCGUGAGUUCUCUGCUGA